This is a messenger RNA of Lolium rigidum, 2070 nucleotides long. Its product is annotated as fructokinase-like 1, chloroplastic. Gene Ontology annotation, biological process: plastid transcription; chloroplast organization. The record is from RefSeq and is a predicted model, not a curated record. The transcript is spliced from 3 exons. Bases 40 to 1632 code for a protein of 530 amino acids. Gene Ontology annotation, cellular component: chloroplast nucleoid. Lineage: Eukaryota; Viridiplantae; Streptophyta; Magnoliopsida; Poales; Poaceae.
CCCUCCUGCUACCGCUCGCCACCGGCGAGUUCCCGGGCAAUGGCCAUGGCCGCCGCCUCCCCGUUCCUCCUCCUCCAACCGCUAGCCCCCAAGCCCUAUCUCCCAUUCGGGCCUCUACACCCCAGCCUCUUCCGGACCCGCCAUCUCCGUUGCUCCCCCAACGGCGCCGCCGCGCCGGAGCCCCCUCCCAAACCCACCCCACGCCGCGGCCGGAAGAAGGCCUCGGAGUCAGCCUCUUCGCCGCCAAAGGCGAAGGUUACGCGCCGUAAAACCAAGAAGGCGGGCCAGGCGUCGGACUCGGACAGCGACGGUGAGCCAGCUAAGCCGAAAAGCCACCGGACCAAGAAGUCCCCGAAGCAGGAAGCCAAGCAGCAGCAGGAGGAGGCGGUCCAGGCGGAGGAGCCCAAGAAAGAUGCCAGCAGCAAGGAGGACGACUCGGGGAGCGACUCCGACUCCGACGCAGCGCCGGCGGCGGACCUCCCGCACGAGUGGCCGCCGCUGGUGUGCUGCUUCGGGGCGCCGCGGUGGGAGUUCGUGCCGACGGUGCGGGUGUCGGACCACCAGAUGCACCCCGACCAGUACUCCACCUGGAUCCACCUGCAGUGGGAGCCGCCCGAGUUCGCGCGCGCGCCCGGGAGCGCCGCCAGCAACGUGGCCAUCGCGCUCGCCCGGCUCGGCGGCCGCGCCGCGGCGCUCGGCAAGGUCGGCGACGACGAGUUCGGCCACGAGCUCGUGUACCGCAUGAACCGCGAGCGGGUGCAGACGCGCGCCGUCAGGUUCGACGGCGCCGCGUCCACGGCCACCGCCCGGAUGAAGGUGGGGUUCCGGAGCGGGGAGGACGGACAGGGCGGGACGACAAGUCUUGUGGCCGAGACGGUGAAGAGCUCUGCUGAGGACUCGCUCGGUGAGGACGAGAUCAAUGCCGAUGUGUUGCAAGAGGCCAGAAUGUUGCAUUUCAAUUCAGAAGUCCUGUUGACUCCGUCAAUGCACAACACACUCUUCAGAACCAUUGAGCUGUCCAAGAAAUUUGGGAGCAAGAUAUUCUUUGAUCUCAAUUUGCCCUUGCCUUUGUGGAAGUCAAGGGACGAGACAAAACAGUUCAUAAACAGGGCAUGGAACGAGGCUGAUAUCAUAGAGGUGUCAAGAGAUGAGCUAGAAUUCCUCCUCGAUCACGAGUAUUACGAACAUAAGCGAGCCACCCCACCUCAGUAUUAUUUGGAAGGGUUCCAUCUAACAAGGAACUGGCCAGAGUACUACCACUAUACCCCUGAAGAAAUUGCUCCAAUUUGGCAUGAUGGGAUAAAACUCUUGCUAGUGACCUAUGGAACACUUCGUAUCCACUACUACACGUCCAAGUUUCAUGGCUGUGUGGUUGGAACAGAGGACGCACUGAUAACUCCAACCACAACUGACCGGACUGGUUCUGGGGAUGCUGUUGUUGCUGCUGUUAUUAGGAAGUUGACAACUUGUCCUGAGAUGUACGAGGACCAGGAUACAUUGGAGAGGGAGCUAAGAUUUUCUGUUGCUGCUGGAAUCAUUUCACAAUGGACUAUUGGGGCUGUGCGAGGAUUCCCCACUGAGAGUGCUGUCCAGAACUUGAAGGAACAAGUAUACGUGCCUUCUAUGUGGUGAUUGCUGAACUAGUUAAGUCAAUUCUGAUAAUUGGAAUUUAUGGUCCAAGUGUGAUUCUUGAGUGGUACAAAAAAAGUGAACAAGGAUACUAUUUUACCACGAGAGUUGACAGGUGCCCGUGCCUACCAUUUUAUCAGGUUUGUGGAUGCUUUCAUCUGCGUGUAACACAGACAAGGAGCCACGCUUCAUACUGUCCAAUCAACAGGGAACUCUUUUUUGGCAGUGAUUCGAGUCAUAGAAGCACUAUUGUAGCACUACGUGGGGGGUAGGAUUGAUUGAUGUGAAACUCUCCCUUUUUUUCUCUCCUUUUCUUUUCUUUUUGUAGGCCAGAGAAUGCAGCACUUGAAUUCUCUUUCCUAGAGGCUUAUGUAGAAAUUUUGUAGACUAAGCAACACUAGGAACCUCCAGUAAGAUGUUCAUUUGCGCAAUUCGAUCAGC